UUUCUGAUUUCUGAAGUUCUCCUUUUGCAGAAUUUCCAGUUAACCCGGGUUACUGUAUGUCUUGUGCAGUCUGUGAGCCCCACUUCUUCUUUCACGCACUGCAAGUUCCCUUUAAAAGCAGCAUUUCUGGAGAGUAACGUGAAUGUUUUGACGGUUGGCGAAUCAGCACGGCGCUCCUCAAACGCGCCCUGGCUCAAUGGGUCGGUGUCAGCACUGCAGCUGUUUGCUUUAGCUUAGCUAGAGAAAUAUAUGACGUUGGACCUUCUCAGUUUGUUUUAGAGUGACAUUUAGAGUUACUUUAUGGCAGAUAGCCCUUCAAAAGAGGAUCUUACGGAUAUUUUGACCUGCGAGAACAUUUCUUACCCUUCUUGGGGCUCCUUGAGAGCCCAUUGCUUAUUUCUCAGAAACGGUGUAAAAGGAACAGCUAACCUAACCGUUAGGUCUAGGACAUGAUCUGCACAGCUGAACUGUAGCGUAGCUUCGCUAACCCAGGCAAAGUUCUGGAUGAACCCCACUGUAAAGAAUGGAGCAACCCGAGAGCAGAUCAAAAGCCUGGUGCAGGAAGGGCGGGUUGAGGAACUCAGGAGGAGGCUGUGCUCCAGGAUGACUUUUGGAACUGCUGGACUGAGAGCAGCCAUGGGGGCUGGCUUUUCCCUUGUCAAUGAUCUCACAGUCAUCCAGUCAACGCAGGGGAUGUAUAUGUACCUGGCCAAGUGUUUCCCUGAUCUGUGUAGCAGAGGCUUGGUGGUUGGCUAUGACACAAGAGCAGAGGAGUGCAGUGGCUGCACCAGUGAACGGCUUGCAAGGUUGACUGCAGCCGUCAUGCUUUGUAAAGAUGUUCCUGUUUAUCUGUUUUCUACUUAUGUGCCUACCCCAUUUGUGCCGUAUGCUGUGAAGAAGAUUGGAGCUGCUGCAGGUGUGAUGAUCACUGCUUCUCACAACAGAAAAGAGGAUAAUGGAUACAAGGUGUACUGGCAGAACGGGGCUCAGAUUUCUUCACCACACGAUAAGGAGAUCCUGCGGUGUAUAGAAGAGAAUCCGGAGCCAUGGGCUGAGUCCUGGAAUGAAGACCUGGUUGAGAGCAGCCCGCUGAGGAGUGAUCCACUGGAGGACGUCUGUCGCUGGUACAUGGAGGAGCUGAAUACUGUGUGCUUCCACAGAGAGCUCAAUGCAAGGUCUCCCUUGACGUUUGUGCAUACAUCCUUCCAUGGAGUUGGCCAUUCUUAUGUCCAGCGGGCAUUUCAGGCGUUUGGUUUUCCACCUCCUAUCCCUGUGCCGGAGCAGAUGAAUCCAGAUCCAAAUUUCUCCACUGUCAGCUGCCCUAACCCAGAAGAAGGAGAGUCAGUUCUGGAGCUGUCCCUUCGCCUUGCAGAGAGAGAGGAAGCCAGGAUCGUGCUGGCCACAGACCCUGAUGCUGAUCGACUGGCUGUUGCAGAGCAACGUGACAGGUGUGGUUGGAAAGUGUUUACUGGGAAUGAGCUGGCUGCAUUGCUGGGCUGGUGGAUGCUGUUUAACUGGAAGGAGACUCACCCAGACCCAGCAGAGACCGAGAGAAUGUACAUGCUGGCCACCACAGUCUCCUCCAAAAUACUCAAAGCUUUGGCACAAAUGGAGGGCUUCCACUUUGAGGAAACACUACCUGGCUUCAAAUGGAUUGGAAAUAAAAUCCAUGAGUUAACAAAAACAGGAAAGGAGGUCAUUUUUUCCUUUGAAGAGUCCAUUGGAUUUCUGUGUGGAAGCAUGGUGCUUGACAAGGAUGGAGUUAGUGCUGCUGCUGUUGUCGCUGAGAUGGCAGCAUAUUUACAUACCAAAAAUGUAACUCUUAACCAACAACUUCAAAACAUCUAUGAAACUUAUGGCUACCACAUUUCCAGAACCUCCUAUGUUGUCUGCAAUGACCCUCCCACUGUCAAGAGAAUAUUCAGCCGCUUGCGCAACUUCGAAGGCGAGGGCGUUUACCCAAAGACAUGUGGAGGAUACAGCAUUGCACACAUCAGAGAUGUGACUACAGGUUACGACAGCGGUCAGCCUAACAAAAAAUCUGUUCUCCCAGUGUCCAAAAGCAGCCAGAUGAUCACAUUCACAUUUCACAAUGGCAUUGUUGCCACUCUUAGGACUAGUGGGACAGAGCCCAAAAUCAAAUACUACACGGAGUUCUGUGCACCACCUGGAAAGAGUGAUAUCUCCAAUCUUGAAGAGGAGUUAAAGAAAGUGACCUCUGCUCUGGUGGAGGAGUUUCUGGAACCUGAGAAAAAUAAUCUGAUUCGCAGAUCAGUGUAGAAGUGUCUUACUUACAAAGAUUGUUGUCCUUGUGGACAUGCUUCAUUCUAAUAGACUUCAACAAUUUGAAUGUUAUUUCUCACUGUGAAAUGAUGUCCAUUGCUGCAAAGUUCUUAAGAUGCAGAUCAGUGCAGAGUAAAUAAGCAUGCUUGGUUCUGCCUUUGUUGUUUAUGUAUUAUGAGUAUUACAGUGGCAUAGAGUGUCUGGUCAAUCAAAAUAAGCAGCAACUUUUUAUUCCUCUCCGUGAUGUUUUUGGUUUUGGUUAGUUAUGAGGAGAUUGAUUAAUUGAUCAUUUUCCACAGUGUGGAAUGUCCCAUCUUGUGUUAUGAUCUGUGCCCUUAUGGAUGUGAUAAGAGAAAGAAUGGAUCAGUGGAUCAGAGCUCACUGCCAAUUCGACAGUCCAUGAGAAUAUUUGCUAUGAUGUUCUUUUCACUUCCUUUCACAUUAUUUUCUGCCAAGAAAUUCUGGCUAGCAUCAGAAGAUCUCCAGGCAUGUCUUAAUAUGCAAGAACCAUUUGAAAGACUUUUCACAAAGUUGUCUAUCAGCAUGUAACCUGAUGGUUAUCCUUGGUAAAAAUAUCUGACAAAUUUGUAUAGAAGAAGGAGGAUAAUACAAAGUAAUAUUUACAUGUGAUGUUUAUUCUCUUCUCCUGUUAUUGACUAAGCAUUGUUAGGGCAUUAUUGAGCCAUUAGAGUACUCUACAGCAGAUUUCUCAUUGUAUCUGCUGUAGGUUUCCUAGAUUGUGAUAUGGCCUACCUGAGAUCAAUUCUGAGCAUUUUCUGUAGAGCUUAAGUGUCCCAGUAGUUUAGAUAAGUUAUAAAAUUCUGAAAAUAGAAUACUUCAUAGUUUCCACUGCUAUCUUUAGCUGAAUUCCAGAGCACCGGAAACUGUCAUGUUUUUUGUGAGCCAAAGUAGUGAUGAGCAUGAAGAUUCUGCACAAAAGAGAGCUAUUUGCACUCAAGUAGCUUUUGUGUGCAUCCCUGAAAGGGAGGAAAUGAUGGCAGUUAUUUCAAAAAUACCCAAAGGAUUUAGCGUUGCUCAGUGUUAUUUAAUAUUGACUUUCUUUUAAUUCAUUAAUGCAGAAAUGUCUGCUCAGAAGUGAUUGAGAAAUUUAAGUCUCUAGAGUGUUAAGCAUUCUUGAGUGUUGUGCAGUGGAUAGGCCAGUCAAGGGUUGUUCUGAGCACAAUUCCAGACUGGCAGAAUGUCAGCUGUAAAGCCUGAUGGGGUGGCAUUACAGUUAAAUGCUGCUUGGCUGUUUAAUGGUCUGGACAGCUUGUUAUCACAGAACCACGUUAUGUGUUGAAAUGUACUAGAGCAGUAGACCUCAGUGUUUGUCCUGAACCACCACUGCCCUGUACAAUUUAAUAUUUCCCUUAUUUCCCCUCCUGUAACACCCAGUUCAAAGCUAGAAGCUAGGCUUGUACAUUAGAUUAAGGUUUAGAAUUAGAGAGAAAUUACAAAAAUGUGCAGGGCAGGGGCACUCAAGGACCAGAAUGGACAAACGCUGUGCUAAACAAUGCUUGAGCUGUGUGAAAACUUCUGUCAGGGGAACAUGGUGCACUUGAGAAAGCCAUCAAACACUGCACAGAUAAAGCAAAUCUGUGUAUAGUAGUGGACGAAAGGGUUGUUUUCUACUGCAAGAAAUGUAUUUCUUGCUGAUUUAAAUUUUUAGUUAAUAAAUUCAAAGUGUAGAUUUUGAAUGCGUUAAUUAUAUCAUAUUGAUCUUAUUUUGCCAUCUAAGUUGGUUUGAUUACAUUUACUUAAAUUCAUGUGUGCAUAAUAAGUCAAGAAGUAAGUAUAUAAAUAACAUAAUACUUCUCCACUCCCACAUUUACCUAUAAAACUAAACAGAAGUACAUCAGCGCUCUAAUAAAAAUUCAUUGUUUACUUGGAACGCACAGUGUGGUGUCAGUGGUGCACAGAAUCGUAGUCAUUGCAGAGUAGAAGUUAACAGUAAAUACUACAUGAUUGUUACUACUUAAAGACUAGGGGCAGUUGUGUAUUGUCACAAAUUUAAUUCACUGUUCCAAAGUCAAAGUAGGGUUUUUUUUUUUACAUAGAGGCAACAAUGGAAAUUAACUAUUUAGUCAGAACCACUUUGCUAACAAUUCAGAACAGGGGAAGAAACCAAAAAUGGAUGCUGCAGUCAAGGCUGCUGUUGAAAUUUAAGUUUUCUUGUUAGAGAACGCUGCUUUGCUUUUCUCCUGCUGGGUAUAACAGUUGCUACUUGUGAUGAGGAGACACCUCCUUUACAGCUGCGCAGCUACUCCAUCCAUUUAUUUAUCCAAAUAUUUAAGCAAUCUCUUUUGUAUGUGGUGUUCUGUGAAUCUUGGUUGAUUUGUGGUUUUGUGUGCCUGUGUACAAGUGGCUUGCACAGUCGUUCAUUACAAAGGAAAACAUGCUGCUCUUUUCUUAUUAAAUUAACUCCUGCAGCAAUGCAGGUGUUCAUUGUAUUUUUUGUUUUAGACCGUGUGAUUUAUCAUUGUUAGCAGGAGAUGGUGAAAUAUUUAUUUUGUAUGUUCUUAACAUUACACCAUGUAUAACUUAAGUCAGGUAGGACAUGACCUGGAUUUUGAGAAGAGGUUAUGAAAGAAAGCGCUUAAUGUUGGUAUAUAAAGUAGUGCAAAGAGAACAGAAUAUAUUUUAGAUAAAUGAGUUUUGAAAACCAAAGGAAGAAUAUUUUCUUUACAGUAUUAUUGUGUGUAAAUCUAAUAUUUAUUUGUGGUGAUACUGAAGCUAUAUUUCAUGCAUUGCAUUUGUUUUCUUGUACCAAUAAAAGUUUGCUUUAGCAAA
Molecule: messenger RNA, 5073 nt
Organism: Colossoma macropomum (tambaqui)
Lineage: Eukaryota; Metazoa; Chordata; Actinopteri; Characiformes; Serrasalmidae
Gene: pgm2l1
Product: phosphoglucomutase 2-like 1
Exons: 14
Coding region: 505-2280 (591 amino acids)
Biological process (GO): carbohydrate metabolic process
Molecular function (GO): glucose-1,6-bisphosphate synthase activity; intramolecular phosphotransferase activity
Source: RefSeq, a predicted model, not a curated record